UGAUUGUCAGAGCAUCUCUCGGUUCCAGGGAAUCCGCGCCAAUUUUGUGUGUCUUCUUUCUUCCUGUUGGGACAACUGGUCAUUCGACAAAAAGUUUAGGCAUUCCCUACCCCCGAAGGCCCUCGUAUGGCUGGAUCUUCUCUGCAGUCCCGCUCGGCCCUGUCAAAGGCUAGAACCUUGCAGCUGAGAACUGAGAUGAGACUCGCCCAUAGUCAUGCCCAAAACACCCAAAUCUCUAAGGGUCCAUUAGGUAAUCUCAUGAGCCGACAGCAACCGUUUUCGAUGAACAUCACGCCACGAUCUGUGCGUAGGUCGAAUCAAUGGCGUGCCUGUCGGUUGAGGAGGCGAUGGGGGAAUAUAUCAUAUUAGACGCUGUGCCUCCGUGACUCUCGUGGUCCAACAGAAACCAGAGAGAUUCACAACAAAGGUACUUAGACAGUGGAAAACUUGACCACACAACACCCAUAAACACAAAGAAACAAUGGCCACCAAAGCAAACGGCAACGGCACCAAGGACGAAAACCUCUACCAUAUCGUCUUCAGCAUCUCCAACAUCCCCAAAGACCCCAACCUCGCAAUCGAGAAACUGCGCAUCUGCGGCACCUUCACAGACCUGCCGGCCGCCAAAGCGGCUGCGCACAAGACUCUCUUCGAGGCGGGCUAUGAGCGGGAAUGGUUCACCGAAUACGACACCAACGAGACAGACUUUGAAAUCCAUCACAUCAAGAGAAAAUCAGGUCUUUGCGUCUUUGCCAAAUCAGGCGACGGCACUACCUUCCGCGUGAGCGUAGCGACCACGCCGAAUACGCAAGGCUUCGAGAGCAACCCGGAAGAUCACAAAGUGCACGGCGACGUGUACCACGUGGUGCAGACCAUAGUGUUAUACGACGAAGACGACAGCGGCGAGGCCCGGGAAACGAUUGUGGAAGGCUCAUUUAAAAAGUAUGAAGAUGCCAGGAAAUUCGCCAGCACAGUUCUCCUCGCCCCGGAGGACGGCGUGACAAAGGAGUCCUUUGCAGAGUACGAUGAAGCCGGCCCAACGGAGAAGGAUUGCGGAUACGGUGAAAACGUGGUGGUACAUGCGGUCGGCGGUAACGGCGAGAACCUGUUAGUCAGCGUCUUGAAGGGCCAGGAGAUGGAAUCGGUCAGGUUGGCAGAGGCAGCAAUGAGAAUUCGCUCGUUCAACUAAAGCGGACAUUUUUGGGUUAUUACGACGUCGACGUCGACAAACAAGAAAGGUACCGGAUCCAUAUUGACAAGGCUGUACAAAAAUCAGAAUCCAAAUAAUUCAUGACCGUCAUCUGUCCCAAAACUCGAAUCAUAGCUUUAGUCCAGCGAAAGGGAGUUUGAACAAGACUAGAAUAUCCCCCCAAAGAACCACGCAGCAGC
This is a messenger RNA of Cladophialophora immunda, 1389 nucleotides long. RefSeq lists its product as uncharacterized. NCBI's taxonomy places the organism in Eukaryota, Fungi, Ascomycota, Eurotiomycetes, Chaetothyriales, Herpotrichiellaceae. The transcript has a single exon. Bases 482 to 1189 code for a protein of 235 amino acids. The record is from RefSeq and is a predicted model, not a curated record.